This is a messenger RNA of Gadus chalcogrammus (walleye pollock), 2743 nucleotides long. RefSeq names its product zinc finger protein 345-like. Gene Ontology annotation, molecular function: histone methyltransferase activity; protein binding. The record is from RefSeq and is a predicted model, not a curated record. The coding region runs from base 217 to 2595 and encodes 792 amino acids. Gene Ontology annotation, biological process: regulation of DNA-templated transcription. Lineage: Eukaryota; Metazoa; Chordata; Actinopteri; Gadiformes; Gadidae. The transcript has 14 exons.
AUUGUAACGUACUGCGUACUCAAAUGUUGGCUAGUAAGUACGGACAGUACGGGUAUUGGAACACGGCAGAAGGGGCGGGACUUCUCCCAAGUUUUCCCGCUUCUUCUCAGUUUGGGGCCGAAUCAACUGAAAAAUAGAAUCUCGGAUCUCCAUUUUUGUGCCAUUCAAGUGCAUGUGACGAUUGAUCUGGACUCAAGCUGUAGGCCUACCAGUCAGAUGAGUAACUCAGUGGAGGAGGAGGACUUUGCGGAUAUCAGGGCCUACUUUUCCACAACAAAAUGGAACCGCCUCUGUAUGGCAGAGAAAAAAAGAUUCCUGCAGAUCAAGGAAAACCAUUUGGUUCUGGCGUCUCUUGGCCUGUCCUCUGUGGCUCCAGCCUUCAUGAGGAGAGAGAAGUCCGGCCAGGUGAGAGUCUGCUCACCUGAAGAGACAGACUCUGAGGAGGAGCAGCUCUGGACCUCUGGAUUGACCGGUGCUCGAGUGUGGAAGCCACCAACAGUCAGACAGGGGUCUCUACAACAGCCCAGUACGUCAGAUGCAGUUUCUGUACAGAGUCUCUCAGGGCGGGGCUGGAGUGACCAGGAGGUCUCUGGAGGGCCCACUCCUUCUCAUCCAGAGAUCGACCCCCCCGGAGGAGGAGUAGAGAGGGGCUCUGCAGUCCAGGAGGAGGUCUCAUUGGUUCUCCAUGAACAUAUGAAGGGCUCAAAUGUUUAUUCAAGAGAGACGAACCUGAGAAAUGUUCUCAGAGUUAACUACCAAGAACCAGAAGUACCUAAGGAUGACGACUACUUCUUCUGUGAUGAGUGUAGGACUUUCUUCCUCGAAGAGUGCGAGGUCCACGGUCCUAUCGUCUUCAUGGCUGAUCGCCCUGUUGCUGUCAGAGAGAAAAAGAAGACGCUGCCCGCUGGGUUUGAGAUCAGAGAUUCUGGGAUCCCUGGGGCCGGUCUAGGGGUGUUUUACUGUGGAGACGGUGGCCUUCCCAUUGGAACACACUUUGGACCCUACGAAGGACACAGGACGGAUGAAGAGGGAGCCCUGGAGAGUGGAUACUCCUGGGAGAUCUACAAGAGCAGACACAGUGAUUACAUUGAUGCAAAGAGAGAGACACUUUCUAACUGGAUGAGGUACGUCACUUGUGCUCGUAAUGAAGAGGAAAGGAACCUAAUAGCGUUUCAGCACAAAGGAGGGAUUCUGUAUCGCUCCUGUGGCCUCGUGACUUCAGGAGCAGAGCUCUUGGUCUGGUAUGGGGACGAAUACGCCAGACAUCUGGGAAUCGGAUUUGAUCGACUGUGGAACAACAAGAGCUCUACUAAAGGAGGGAAAUCCCAGCUGACACCAGCACAGGCUUUCCCCUGUCCCGAGUGUCCGUACUCCUACACGUCUCAGAUCUUCCUCCACAAACAAAUGAAGAGGAGCCAUGGCGACCUGUACGGCCGACUGCUGAGGAGUGGAGAAAUCAAGGUGGAGCCUAGUCUCCUCCCAUACGUCGCAGCCUCCUAUCAAGAACCGAUCGGAGCCUCCCCGGGAACCGUCCAAAGCACGAGCCAGAUUCCAGCAGAAGGAGCCGGACAACACAGAUGUGAGAAGUGCAGUAAAACCUUUAGUCGCCCUCAUAGUCUGAAGGGACACCAGCGCAUCCACACGGGAGAGAAACCAUACCACUGUAAACAGUGUGGGAAAACAUUUAGUCAAUCUGGUCAUCUGGAGAGACACCAGCGCAUCCACACAGGAGAGAAACCAUACCACUGUAAACAGUGUGGGAAAACAUUUAGUCAGUCUGGUGAUCUGAAGAAACACCAGCGCAUCCACACAGGAGAGAAACCAUACCACUGUAAACAGUGUGGGAAAACAUUUAGUCAGUCUGGUGAUCUGAAGAAACACCAGCGCAUCCACACGGGAGAGAAACCAUACCACUGUCAGAAGUGUGGGAAAACAUUUAGUCGAUCUGGUCAUCUCAAGAGACACCAACAACUUCACAGAGGACCCAAUCCCUAUGAAUGUGAGAAGUGCAGUAAAACCUUUAGUCACUCUGAUAGUCUGAAGGUUCACCAGCGCAUCCACAUGGGAGAGAAACCAUACCACUGUCAACAGUGUGGGGAAACAUUUAGUCUAUCUGGUGAUCUGAAGAGACACCAGCGCAUCCACACAGGAGAGAAACCAUACCACUGUAAACAGUGUGGGAAAACAUUUAGUCUAUCUGAUGAUCUGAAGAAACACCAGUGCAUCCACACAGGAGAGAAACCAUACCACUGUAAACAGUGUGGGAAAACAUUUAAUAGAUCUGGUAAUCUGAAGCUACACCAGAGGAUCCACACGGGAGAGAAACCAUACCACUGUCAACAGUGUGGGAAAACAUUUAGUAGAUCUGACGAAUUCAAGGUUCACCAGCGCAUCCACACGGGAGAGAACCCAAACCACUGUCAACAGUGUGGGAAAACAUUUAGGUCAUCUAGUCAUCUGAAGGUACACCAGCGCAUCCACACAGGAGAGAAACCAUGCAACUGUAAACAGUGUGGGAAAACAUUUAGUACAUCUGGUAAUCUCAAGAGUCACGCACAACUUCACAGAGGAGUCUCCACCCAAACAACCAUGUGAAGAAACUAAAUGGUUCCCAGACAUCUGUUAUUCAAAUCUAAUCGAACAUGGUCCUUGCUGUUAUAUGUUAAAAGGGCACAUGAACGGUUAAUUGUUUAUCUCAUCAACUUUAUGUAUUUAUUUAUAUUCAUGUCUGUAUGAGUGAAGG